Messenger RNA from Myripristis murdjan (pinecone soldierfish), 2014 nucleotides. It is a transcript of the gene btc, whose product is annotated as betacellulin, epidermal growth factor family member. The transcript has 6 exons. Gene Ontology annotation, molecular function: growth factor activity; epidermal growth factor receptor binding. The record is from RefSeq and is a predicted model, not a curated record. Gene Ontology annotation, biological process: epidermal growth factor receptor signaling pathway; positive regulation of mitotic nuclear division; positive regulation of cell population proliferation. NCBI's taxonomy places the organism in Eukaryota, Metazoa, Chordata, Actinopteri, Holocentriformes, Holocentridae. Bases 221 to 787 code for a protein of 188 amino acids.
UAUCUGCCUUGAGUGGCCAUCAAGCUCUCCUGGCCGACUAUGAACUCAACCACUAUCCAUGAAGGACCACAGUGCCAUCUGCCAUUGGGGAAGUCCGACAGUUUGUACAGAUGGAUCUGGUCCUUGACCUCUGAGAAAAUAACUCAUACAGUCUGACCUUGAUUUGUCAGUGACAGACUCUAACUUUCAUGUCUGACCAGUACUUUGAUUUAGCGAGGAGAUGGCCAAGCUAUACAGGCUAUAUGUGGGAAUAGUAACAGCUCUGGCCUUAUGCAAAUACUCCCUGGCAGAAUGGAAUGCCACCGAGGAGUCUGCCAAUCGAACUGUGUCCUGUCAUCACUAUGGCAACAGAAACAAUUGCACAGCUAUAGCAGACUCUAAAGACACAGGACAGUGGAGUGGCCACUUCUCAAAAUGUCCCAAAGAGCUGAAGCACUACUGCAUCCACGGGUCUUGCCGUUACAUUAAGGAACAGAAGCUACCCUCUUGCAGGUGUGAGCAAGGUUUCAUCGGUUCCAGAUGUGAAUAUGUGGACGUGGACGGGCGGAUAGGAGAGCAACGACAAAUCAUCAUCGCCUGUGUCAUCGCCGGACUCGUUUUCCUCAUUCUCCUCAUUGUGUUCAUCUGCAUCUGUUCACAUCGUAGGUACAGACUGUGUAGGCAAAGGGGAAGGCGAAGGGAGGAGCCAAGAAAUGGGACAGAAAAGCUCAGCAUGAUCAACACCAGCACAUCACACGCAACCUCAAUACCAGACUCAACAGAAACACCGCACUCCAAUGACGUAUGAGUGAUGGCGAUGUGCUCCACUAUGGUUCCUCUGGGCAAGUUUCAGCGCGGCUGAAGAGGAGAGAACAUACUCCCGGGCUAAGUUGGUCUCUGGGUGCAUCAGAGCUCGUCCAAAACCAAGCUGUAGCAUAAGGGAUUCUGAGCCAUCCUCUUCUGAAAAGGUGGCUCUGUCUGAACCUGAAAAGCAAAGCAUCUCAGACAGAGAAAGUACCUCCCUGGAUUAAUGUUAAACACAUGGUGGCUGUUCAGUCUCCCAACCAGUUGCUUGCUGGAAAGAGUGCUUUAUUUUCACUUUAGAUGAAUGAUAGGCCUCUCUCGCCUAAUGCUCUUCACCCAGUGCUGCUGACUGCGUAGUACUAACAAAUGUCAUGACGAUGGAAAAAAAAAAAAGCUGUGAUGCCAGCUGACUGACUCCCUGCAGCCCAUGCUAAUGGUUGAUCAGAUUAUCAAUCACCCUGGGAUACACACGAGUUAAAAUAGCCUCGAGGGGAGAACCUCAGUGAAAAGUGAGAGGAAGGGCAGCAGAGAUUCUAAGACUGUAUGCAGAUACUUUACUCCAGGUUCUCUUUGCAGAACUCUUACUUGUAAAUAAUAAUAAUAAUGAUAAUAUAAUAAUAAUGAUAAUAAUAAUAUCUUACACUAUUUUAAUAUGCUCUAUUUAUUCUUGUGCCUUAUUGUUCCUACUUUAUAUGCCACCGGUUGUGCAAUCAGUUUCAUUUCGCAUAUGCAUGAUAUUGAUAUUUCACAAUAUGUAGUACAAAUACAACAAUUAACAAUCAUCACUUAUUGCUCUGUCCACAGCAGUGUGUCAGUUUAGACUCUCACAGAAUAUUGUUACUCAUCAACAUUUGCAAUGCAAGAAGAGCCGUGUAUAUACUAAGGUUGCUGUUCUGCGCUCCUGGGUUGGAGGAUGACCAACUCUGAGCAGGACAAGGUGAACUUGUGCUGGAGGCUUUUUGAUCUGUAUAUUUGGAGCCAUGCAGCCUCGAAGCUAUGGAGACAGAACAGCCGUGCCUGUGUGUGCAGACUCGGCUGAGGUGAAAGUGCUCCACUGUCCUAGAUACUUUCCAGACUGCCGGCCUUUCACUAGGUGUAAUGUGCAUCUGUAUGUGUAUUAAUGCCUCACUCUAAAAGGGGAAUGAAGAGAGUUAGGACAACGUCAGUGGAGUCAGCAAAGUUUUGUUCCUGCUGUGUAAAUGUCUGCUUUUUCAAUAAAAUAUCUAUAAAA